Messenger RNA from Danio rerio (zebrafish), 2466 nucleotides. Lineage: Eukaryota; Metazoa; Chordata; Actinopteri; Cypriniformes; Danionidae. The record is from RefSeq and is a predicted model, not a curated record.
UAGUAGGGUUCGUAUUUUCGCUGACAGGCAGACCUUGUGGACCAUGAUGAGGCAGCGCGAGUGGAUCCAGCAUGUUUCUAUUUUUUGCCUUCCCUUUGACUCGGGAAGCACUCGCGAAAAAUAACUCUGCAAAGCAUUAUCGUGGGAUAAUUUACACCGUUUUAAAGUGCUGGUGAUGGCAGCAGCUCGGCCCCCUCCAUGCGUGAUUGACUGCGGGACAGGGUACACCAAGAUUGGUUAUGCUGGAAACACAGAGCCCCAGUUCAUCAUGCCAACUUUGCUUCGUGACCUCACGGUGUGUGUCAGCUGAUUGUAGUGUCGCUGCAGGUAUUGCGGUCAGAGAGUCAGCCAGUGUUGGAGAUCAGGCACAGAGACGUCUUGUGAAAGGGGUGGAUGACCUUGAUUUCUUUAUUGGAGACGAAGCCAUCGAUAAGCCCAACUAUGCAACCAAGUGGCCCAUCAGACAUGGUAUUAUUGAGGACUGGGACUUCAUGGAAAAGUUCAUGGAGCAGGUCAUAUUUAAAUAUCUCCGAGCAGAGCCCGAGGACCACAACUUCCUGAUGACAGAACCUCCUCUAAAUACCCCAGAGAACCGGGAAUACUUAGCUGAGAUCAUGUUUGAAACGUUCAACGUUCCAGGGUUGUACAUCGCUGUUCAGGCUGUUUUGGCAUUGGCAGCAUCUUGGACUUCAAGACAGGUUGGAGAACGAACGCUAACAGGAAUUGUGAUUGAUAGUGGUGAUGGAGUUACUCAUGCUAUACCAGUGGCAGAAGGGUAUGUGAUUGGCAGCUGCAUAAAGCACAUCCCAAUAGCAGGCAGAGACAUCACCUACUUCAUUCAACAGCUGCUGAGAGAGCGAGAGAUCGGCAUUCCUCCAGAACAGUCGCUGGAGACUGCAAAAGCUGUUAAAGAAAGAUAUUGCUACAUCUGUCCAGACAUCGUGAAGGAAUUCACCAAAUAUGACAUGGACCCUGGAAAAUGGAUUAAAAAAUACAAGGGGAUCAAUGCUAUCAGCAAAAAUGAAUUUCAAAUAGAUGUCGGAUACGAGCGUUUUCUGGGACCAGAGAUAUUUUUUCACCCCGAGUUUGCCAACCCAGACUUCAUGCAGCCCAUCUCAGAUGUUGUGGAUGAAGUGAUUCAGAACUGCCCUAUAGAUGUCAGAAGACCGCUAUACAAGAACAUAGUCCUGUCGGGGGGCUCCACAAUGUUUCGGGACUUUGGCCGCAGACUGCAGAGGGACCUGAAGCGUGUUGUGGAUGCCAGACUCAGACUGAGUGAGGAGCUCAGCGGCGGCAGAAUAAAGCCCAAGCCCAUGGAAGUGCAGGUUAUAUCCCAUCACAUGCAGCGAUACGCAGUGUGGUUUGGCGGAUCUAUGUUGGCUUCUACGCCUGAAUUCUUCCAAGUCUGCCAUACUAAGAAGGACUACGAGGAAUACGGACCUAGAAUCUGUCGCCACAACCCUGUCUUUGGCAUCAUGUCCUAGUUCUGGUCUUGCACCCCCUUGUAAGCCUAGAUAUCAAUUCAAUCGAUUUAUCACCUCCCUGUAUUAAGCUUUGAUUGCCACUCCUCUUUGAAAAGGAAUAAUUCAGUCUUUGACAAGCUUAGAAUAGAAAGAACAAAGCUUUUUGUUUAUCAGUGAAAAUGUCAAAGCCAGGCACAAGGGUAUUAUGUGGAUUGGAUCGGGAGACUUGAGGCUUGUGCUUUGAUAGCGAGUGCUGAUGUUCAAUAUUCCAAAUGCAGCGUAGAAGAGGAAUUCGUGAAUUGCACAUUGACUGCAGUCUGUUCAAGCCAAGCCAUACAGUGGGGACUGUUUACUUUGCAACACAUUCAGUGUUUUGUUUGUAGUAUAAAAGAAUGGAUCCACCCAAAAUUAGUAUUCAGUCAUCAUGCUGUUUAGAUGCAGUAUUUAUCUGUUUGUGCUAUAAUACACAGAUCUAUAAUAGGAGAUGCAUAGCAGAGGUCUAAGCUGUUCUUUUCCAUAAAGCCACAUGCAAAAACCUCUAAGCUAGGGGGGAAAGUGAGGACGAUUCUUAGGGCCUACACCAUUUUGGGGCCCCCAGAGAUAGUAUUAGGAGCCCACCAAAAUAUUCCCCCCCCUCAUUUUCAACCGUGACACCGCCCCCUUCGGUCUUCACUUUCGUCCUAUUAAAAAUGUUUCAAUAGAGCCCAUACUGGCCAGCGACACCCCUGCCUCUAAGUGCCAUCUGAAAUAUUCAACCCAGGCUCAUUCUGAAAAUCAAACCACUGUAUACAGUUCUGCAGAGCGACGAAUACAUCCCAGGAGCUAUGUUUUUUACAUUUAUUUUUUUUUUGCAGUUUUUUUUUUUUUCGUACGCUUUGUGAGAUCUCAAAAUUCUCUCCCGGGUGCUGUUCGCGCCUGCUGUUCUUGCGUAAAUCCACCAGAGGCUGCUGUCGGCUUACUGACUGACUGAUUGAUUGACCGAUGGACUGACCCACCCACCUCA